UUGUCUAGUGGGGAAAGUCUUGUGACAAAUGGAACACCCAUGAGUCUUAGCACCGUUGGGAGUAAUGGAUUUUGUUGGCUUAUGAUGGUUUAAUAGUAACCCUAGUUGGGUUUUUUGCAAAUGUGGAGAGGUAGUCCCCUAACAACUAUAUUCACUGAUUUGAAAGCGGAUGAAAUUUCAAUUAUAUUGGCCAUUCGUUUUCCUUUCAAGCUUAUGCAGUGAAAGACACUUUCCCCAUUUAUUCAUUAUUUUUUACAUUUUUCUAUUUUUUAUUAUCUCAUUCGUCCCUUCCCCUCAUCUUCUCUGGAAAAUAUCUGUCAUUUCCACCAUUGGAGUCUUUGUUAAAAGGCAACAUAUCUCCACUCCUCUUCUUCUUCUUUUAACCUUAAAACAGGGAUUCUCACACUCUUCUCUUUCAACAUACUCACGGUUUCCUCCGACAUGAACACCAUAGACAGUCCCCUCCUAUCCACUUCCAUUCGCCUUUCUCCCAAAACCCUGCUAAAACCCUCAAAUUCUCUCAAUAAACCAAACUUCAAGCCCUCUUCAACCCACCUCAAAACUCCACUAAAAUCACCGGAAAACCUAACUUUCUCACAAAAGGAUGCAUACCCAAUAUCCCUGCCACUCCAAUCCAAGAACCCACAUGCCAUUUACAGUGACAAUCAAACAACUCCCUCCAGACCCACCCAAACCCAGUUUAGAACCAGAUUGAAAUCACCCAAAAAGAAACCGUUCUCGGAAAAAGAUGCAUUUCCGAUGUCCUUGCCACUACAUACUAAGAACCCACAUGCAAUUUUCAGUGACAUUCAGAGAUUUGCCAGGCAGGGUAAGCUCAAAGAGGCUCUCACCAUCUUGGACUACUGUGACCAACAAGGUAUCCCUGUUAACCCCACUACAUUCUCCUCCCUUCUCCGUGCCUGUGUUGAAUCAAAGUCUUUGACACAUGGUAAGCAAAUUCAUGUGCAUAUUAGAAUAAAUGGGCUUGAAAACAAUGAAUUUUUGCGAACAAAACUUGUUCACAUGUACACAUCUUGUGGUUCUUUGGAGGACGCUAGAGGGGUUUUUGAUGGGGUUAGCUCUAAGAGUGUGUAUACUUGGAAUGCAUUGCUGAGAGGCAAUGUGAUUUCAGGUCGAAGACAUUACAGGGAGGCACUUUCGACUUAUUCAGAAAUGAGGGAAUUGGGGGUUGAGUUGAAUGUUUAUAGUUUUUCUUGUAUGAUCAAGAGCUUUGCCGGUGCCACGGCAUUCAGGCAAGGUUUAAAGGCUCAUGCCCUUUUGAUAAAGAAUGGUUUGGUGGAUAGUUCGAUUCUGAGGACUAGUUUGAUUGAUAUGUACUUCAAAUGUGGUAAAAUUAAACUUGCACGCCUUAUGUUUGAAGAAAUUGUUGAGAGAGAUGUUGUGGUGUGGGGGGCUAUGAUUGCAGGGUUUGGGCAUAAUAGGUUGCAGAGAGAAGCAUUGGAGUAUCUGAGGUGGAUGAGGAGAGAAGGGAUAUGUCCAAAUUCUGUUAUAAUGACUACAAUACUUCCAGUGAUAGGGGAAGUGGGUGCCUGGAAAUUGGGGAGGGAGGUUCAUGCUUAUGUGGUCAAGACAAAGAGUUAUUCAAAGCAGGUGUUUAUUCAGUCUGCAUUGAUUGAUAUGUAUUGCAAGUGUGGGGAUAUGGCUUCAGGGAGACAAGUGUUUUAUGCCUCUACAGAGAGGAAUGCUGUUUCCUGGACUGCUUUGAUGUCAGGUUAUGUCUCAAAUGGGAGGCUUGACCAGGCACUGAGAUCGAUAGCUUGGAUGCAGCAAGAAGGGUUCAGGCCUGAUGUUGUCACAGUUGCCACUGUUCUCCCGGUUUGUGCAGAGUUAAGGGCUUUGAGGCAGGGGAAGGAGAUUCACAGUUAUGCUGUGAAGAAUGGGUUUCUGCCCAAUGUAUCUAUAGCUACUUCUCUGAUGGUUAUGUACUCAAAGUGUGGAAACUUGGAUUACUCUUUUAAGCUCUUUGAUGGAAUGGACGCAAGGAAUGUGAUCUCAUGGACAGCCAUGAUUGAUUCAUAUGUGGAAAAUGGGUGUCUACAUGAGGCAGUUGGUGUGUUUAGGUCUAUGCAGUUGUCAAAGCACAGGCCAGACUCUGUUGCAAUGGCGAGGAUUUUGAGCAUUUGUGGUGAACUUCGAGUUUUGAAGCUUGGGAAGGAGAUUCAUGGACAGAUCUUGAAGAAAGAUUUUGAAUCGAUACCUUUUGUUUCUGCAGAAAUAAUUAAGAUGUAUGGAAAAUUUGGAGCAAUCAGUAAAGCAAAGUUGGCAUUUAAGGCCAUCCCUGCCAAGGGUUCUAUGGCAUGGACUGCCAUUAUAGAAGCUUAUGGAUAUAACGAUUUGUAUCAGGAUGCAAUUAAUCUUUUUCAUCAGAUGCAAUCUGAUGGUUUCAUUCCAAAUCAUUACACUUUCAAAGCAGUUCUAUCUAUUUGUGAACGAGCUGAAUUAGCAGAUGAUGCCUGCCUCAUCUUCAAUCUAAUGUCCCGAAGAUAUAGAAUUAAGGCAUCCAAUGAACACUACUCUAGUAUCAUUGAACUUCUCAACCGUGUUGGUCGCACUGAAGACGCCCAAAGAUUCAUUCAAAUGAGAUCUGCCUCACCAUAACAAAAAGAGGAAAUGGAGUAUGCUAAUUGCAUGUUUACUUUCACUAAGUGAGCUCUUGGAACCUCCUUAGGGAUCACAGAUACUGAUUCAUCUGCCAGUCCAAAGAUAUAUUUUAACUUUUUUAUACACUGUAAUUUUCUAGAAAUUCUUUAAAAUAUGGUAGGGUAUUCUUGAAAGAUCCUGUUUUGAGAUUUCAUAUAAUUUGUGCAGGUACUUUAUAGUGUUUCAAGUUAUUACUUAUUAGAAUUUGUCUGUAUGGGGUUUCCUAGAGUAGCCCUGUACUUGCACAUGAUUUUUUUCAUUUGUAUGAUAGAUUUCCUGGUUCUGCUUAUUAGUUCUUCUCUGUUAUUUACAGGAUGCUAUUAAAGCAACUUUAAGCU
This is a messenger RNA of Vitis vinifera (wine grape), 2999 nucleotides long. Its product is annotated as pentatricopeptide repeat-containing protein At1g71460, chloroplastic. Gene Ontology annotation, molecular function: protein binding; RNA binding. The record is from RefSeq and is a predicted model, not a curated record. Gene Ontology annotation, biological process: RNA modification. The transcript has a single exon. Bases 442 to 2619 code for a protein of 725 amino acids. NCBI's taxonomy places the organism in Eukaryota, Viridiplantae, Streptophyta, Magnoliopsida, Vitales, Vitaceae.